GAAAAGCCAACCAGGGACAUUCGACACCGAUCUGCUGUAUCGAAGAAGCGCAAACAAGUGCGUCGAAAGGCCAGCAAGCGCCCGGUCUUCAACGAACUUGACAAUAUCUACCGCGCAAAGCCGUAUCAGCCAAAGAUGCUUGCCCCGAACGCUUUCCCUGAGAAGGGCGGUGCGACAGAAUGGAGCGAGAAUCUGAACAUGUCCCUGAUCUGCAAGGACUGUAGAGAAGAUCCUCCUAAUCUCGUCGAAGAGUUCUCUUCUGGUGAUAUGGUCUGUGCUUCCUGUGGCUUGGUCCUCGGUGAUCGCAUCGUCGACACUCGCUCUGAAUGGCGUACCUUCUCCAACGAUGAUCAAGGCAACGAUGACCCAUCCCGUGUUGGUGAUGGCGCAAAUCCCCUUCUCAAUGGUUCUCAACUUCAAACCACGAUCGCUUUCGGGGAUGGCAGUGCUCGCAGCCGCGACCUGCUCCGCGCUCAAGGCAAAUCUUCCACUGACAAGGCUAGCAAGGUCCUUCUGGCUGCAUACAAGGAGAUCGGUGCUCAUUGCGACGCCGUUAAUAUCCCUAAGAAUGUUUCUGACACCGCCAAGCACCUCUUCAAGCUGGUCGAAGACGCCAAGGCAUUCAAAGGCAAAGCUCAAGAGGCUAUCAUUGCCGGCUGUAUCUUCAUUGCUUGCCGCCAGUGCAAAGUUCCCCGUACUUUCAGAGAGAUCUACGCAUUGACCAAAGUUUCGAAGAAGGAUAUUGGCCGAACUUUCAAGUCUUUGGAGAAGUUCUUUGCGGCAGACAGUGCUAAGGGUGCUUUGGCAGGUGGUCCUGGCGCGCUUCCAUCUGCAGAGACAUAUCAAACCACUACCUCUACCGGUGCCAGCGACCUGUGCGUCCGUUAUUGCAGUCAACUUGGUCUUAAUCGUCAAAUCUUCGUCAAGGUCUCGCAAGGACUCGCUGAUAAGAUGUCAACCGUUGGUGACCUCGCUGGUCGCUCUCCUCUGUCCGUUGCUGCCGCAUGCAUCUACAUGGCCUCAUACCUACUUGGCAAGCCAAAGACGCCGAAGGAAAUCUCUCUCGUCGCUGGUGUCAGUGAUGGUACCAUCCGUACUGCAUACAAGCACUUGUAUCAAGAGCGAGACAGAUUGAUUGAGGAUGAGUGGAUUGCUGAUGGCAAGGGCAACAAGGCUGAUCUCCCAGUUGGCUGAAUGGGUGAUACCAUAUGCCUGACUCGGUCGAUUCAUACAUGACGUACGACGACUGGGGAUUAUUGUUGGUCUACAUCUAUCUGCGAUUCUGCUUCUGACACUGCGUUUUGAUCGUUGCUUUGCGGCCUGAUCAUUCAUUGCAUUGAUUUAGCAGGACGAGACUGAACUGAGGUGUUCUUGUCAUGAUGGCUAAUGACCUCUCGAGCAAGUUGAGAUUACUCUCUU
Messenger RNA from Mollisia scopiformis, 1419 nucleotides. RefSeq names its product cyclin-like protein. Gene Ontology annotation, cellular component: transcription preinitiation complex; nucleus. NCBI's taxonomy places the organism in Eukaryota, Fungi, Ascomycota, Leotiomycetes, Helotiales, Mollisiaceae. The coding region runs from base 136 to 1194 and encodes 352 amino acids. Gene Ontology annotation, molecular function: TBP-class protein binding; RNA polymerase II general transcription initiation factor activity. Gene Ontology annotation, biological process: transcription preinitiation complex assembly; transcription initiation at RNA polymerase II promoter. The transcript has 2 exons. The record is from RefSeq and is a predicted model, not a curated record.